ACAAGCUCGACGCCAUCAAAUCCCCCAAUGCCAGUCAAAUCGCAAUAAUUGAAGCUGUAAAUUUUCCUAACCUUGCCCUAAUCGAGCAGAUUUUGGAGUGAAACUCAUAACCCAGAUACCAAAACCUCUAAACGUAAAACCUCUCUCUCAUUCUUUCUUCUUCUCCUAAUGAUUCGAUUAACCCUCAAAUCACCCCAAAAAUCUCCAUUAAUCUCCUCCCUCCUCCUCCUUAAACCCUCUUUCUCCACCGCAAACCUCGCCGUCGACCACCCUGAACCACCACCACCCACAACCACCAGAGCUGCAAUUUCAAGAAUCCUCAACUUGUUUAUCCAAACUCAUUGCACUAAAGGCUCUGCAAAGCUUUUACGAGGUGACCCAUGUUUUAAAAACUUGAUCUUGGAGCUCAAUUCAUCGGAAAUUGAGGGCAUUGUUGAGAAACUGAGUUUUGAAAAUUCCGAAUCUGCUCUUGAGUUCUUCUUCUUAUUGAGAAAUGAUUAUGGGUUUAAUCAUUCCAGAGUUUCACACAUUGUUGUUGCUCAUGUUUUGGCUGAAAAGCAGCGGUUUAGAGCUUUGAAGAUUCAUUUAAAACAUUUGGUUCAACAAGAAGGCAUUGGUUCAGCUCAUUUGAUAUGCGAACUGCUUUUGAUUCGCUUUCAGAAAUGGGAUUCUAAUCAUGUUGUCUGGGAUGUGUUGGCUUCUGCUUAUUCCCAUUGUCAGAUGGUUGGUGAUGCUCUCUUUGUUUUUGCAAAGAUGAAAGAUUUCGAUAUCAAGGCUUCGGUAUUUACAUACAAUAACUUGUUGUAUAAUUUGAGGCACACUGAUAACAUCUGGGAUGUUUAUGAUGACAUCAAAGCCAGUGGGCAAAACCCGAGCGAGUAUACUAAUUCAAUUCUUAUAGAUGGUCUGUGCAAACAAUUCUUGAUGCAAAAAGCAGUUGAUUUUGUCCGAGGGAUUGAAUGUAGAGAGUCUAAGCCUUCUGUUGUGUCUUUCAAUAGUCUUAUGUUGAGUUCCUGUAAAAUGGGUUCCGUAGACGUUGCCAAGUCAUUCUUUUGUAUGAUGUUUAAGUGUGGAUUACAUCCCAAUGUAUAUAGUUACAAUAUUCUCAUUCAUGGGUUAAGUGUAGCGGGUGCAAUGGAAGAAGCAUUGGAGUCCAUAGAUGAUAUGAAGAAACAUGGUUUAGAGCCUGAUCUGGAAACUUAUAACGUCCUCGCCAAAGGAUUUCAUUUGCUUGGUAUGAUGAAUGGUGUCCGGAAGUUUGUUAAUGAAAUGCUUCAUAAAGGCAUGAAUCCUGAUAUUUUCACAUAUACAAUGUUGAACUGUGGAUAUUGCAAGGAAGGUAAUACUGAUGAGAGGAUUAAGUUGAGAGAGGAGAUGUUUUCAAAGGAAGGGGUCCAUGCCAGUGAUAUCUCAGACAACAUGUUACUUGGCAGUUUGUGUAAAAGCAGACGUUUAGAUGAAGCUUUGAAUUUGUUCCAUGAGAUAGAGAGCAGCGGUCGUAAACUGGAUCAUAUCAUGUACUCGAUUCUCAUUCGAGGCCUUUGUAAGCAAGGAUUGGUUGAUAUGGCUUUUCAAUUGUACAAAGAUAUGUGUUGUAAGAGAAUUGUUCCAAAUAUUGUUGCUCAUAGAUCUAUUCUCAAAAGCUUCUGUGAGAAAGGUUACAUAUAUGAGGCAAGAGUUUUGUUUGACGCUUUAAUAAAUUGUGACUUAAUAGAUGAUAUUUUUUUGGUUAAUAUUAUGGUUGACGGAUAUGCAAAACUUGGUGACAUUGGUGAGGCUGUUCAGGUAUACGAACUAAUAACAGGAAAAGGAAUAACCCCAAGCGUAGUUACAUUCAAUUCCUUAAUAUAUGGGUUCUGCAAAGCCAGAAAGUUAGAUGAUGCAAGAAAUUGGGUUGACACUAUAUGUGCACAUGGGUUGAUACCAUCAGCGAGGACGUACACAACUCUUAUUGAUGCCUAUGGUGAAGAAGGGAAAAUGCAAGCCGUUUUUGAGUUGCUAGAGGAAAUGAAAGCAAAGAGCAUAGAACCAACUCAUGUUACUUACACAGUGAUAAUGAAAUGGCUCUGUAAAAGAAGGCAGAUACAUGAGUCUGUCCGGAUACUAAAGAGUAUGUUACCAGAUGGUUUUCAGCCUGAUAAAGUUUUUUACAACACAAUUAUUAAAAGUUUAUGUGAAGCUCGAGAUAUGAAAGGCGCUUUCCAAUUAUAUAAAGAGAUGGAGGUGCACAAACUUCAGCCAAGUCGUGUCACGUACAACAUUCUCCUUAAUGGCUUAUGUACACAUGGAGAGCUAAAGGAUGCUGAGGAACUAUUUUAUACACUCAAAGAUGUUGGCCUGAUGAAAUGUGAUUACACCAUUCUAAUAAAAGCGUAUUGUGCAAAAGGAUCAGUGCAUAAGGCAGUGGAUCUAUUCCAAAAGAUGAUUAAGAAGGGCUUUGAAAUCUCUAUUAGGGAUUAUAGUGCUGUGAUUAAUAGGUUGUGCAAAAGAAAUUUACUAGCUGACAUGGAGAUUUUUCUGCGUAUGAUGUUGUUUCAUGGCAUAUCUGUUGAUUUUGUUAUGCUUAACAGUUUCCGUCAUAUUCGUGAUCGCAAUUAUGUGUUUCAAUUGUUCUCUUUGAUGAUUAAGUGUGGAUUAGAUACUGAUUCUAAUUGUGGUUAAGUGUACAAGACACCAAUUCAGGAUGAUUAAUGUGCUUUGUUGCAAUAUGUGAGCUUCUUGGUUCAUGUGAUGUAACGAGAAAAGUUCCUAGAAGCUGUAACUUUAUUUUAUAAGAUGAGAUCAUAUGGAAACUAUGUCCUCUGACAAGCACAUUUUGUAUGGGGAAAAGAUAAAGGACUUUGGCAUCCGUAAGAAAAGUUAACAGGACUGUGGUGGACCUGUCAUGGUCAUAACUGUUGGUAUGUUAACUGGCCUCUGCUUUUGACUCCCUUUCACUUCUGUCUCGGGCAAAAGACGAGGGAUAGAUCCUCAUAAACAUAUAGCCAGCUGUCCUUUUGGAUCCUAGGCUUCAGCAGCCAAUAGGGGCAUGGCAGUUUUAUGAUUGCUGGAGCUUUUAUGGCUUGAGUUCUUGGAGAUGAUUAAUGGAAUCAUUUGAGUUGAAGAUGCGCCCAUGGGGAAAUUAUGUCCCCUGAGAAGCACAUUUUGUAUGGAGAAAAGAUAAAGGACUUUGGCAUUCGUAAGAAAAGUUAACAGAUUUCAAUUUAAAUAACAGAAUAAGUGAUGGCUCUUGAGGGGAAGAUUCCAACAUCAAUGAUCCUCAGAAACAUAUAGCCAGCUGUCCUUUAGGAUCCUAGGCUAAAGCAGCCAAUAGGGGCAUGACAGUUGUAUGACUGCUGGAGCUGUUAUGGCUUGAGUUCUUGGAGAUGAUUAAUGGCAUCAUUUGAGUUGAAGAUUUGAAGAUGAUGUAUUUUUGAGGACGAAGGAGUCUGCCAAUGCAAAAAAUGAAAUGUAGAGUCGAACUCGGUUGAUUGAAACUAUGAUUCUUGAGGUCAGAGACAGAGAAAGGAUCUGAGAUGCUUUUGCAAAGUCUAAUGCUCUGUGUUGUCCUCCAAAACUUGCUCAAGAGAAGUUCUGCACGGUUGGGGAGGUUAUAAUUCAGCACAACCAAGACAAUCCACUUUGGCCACUACGUAUUCAGACUUGAAGGAAAGAAUCAGGAGGCAAAUAUGCUUCCCACAACAGUUGAAAUAAACAAUACUGGCAUGUAUUAUAUUUAUUUCAUGUUUUGUGACCCAAAACUUAAGGGAACAAUAGUCAGAGGCAGAACAGUAUGGAAAAUUCCAGAUGGCUAUUUACCAGGGAGAAUGGUACCAUUGAGGACCUUCUACGGACUUGCUUCUUUAGCCUAUCUUGUUCUUGGUCUAUUCUGGUUCCUGAGGUUUGUUCAGUUCUGGAAGGAUGUCAUACAGCUGCAUUAUCAGAUUACUGCUGUUAUUGCCCUUAGCAUGUCUGAAAUGGCUCUCUGGUAUUUUGACUAUGCAAAUCUUAAUGCCACCAGAAGCAGACCUAUGGUAAUUACAAUAUGGGCAGUCACAAUGACUGCUGUAAAGAAGACGUUGUCUCAUGUGCUUGUUUUAGUCGUUUCGAUGGGUUAUGGUGUUGUUCGGCCUACUCUUGGUGGUGUAACCUCAGAAGUGUUUCUGUUAGCCCUUACAUAUUUUAUUUCCACCGAGGCACUUGAACUUGUGGAGCAUUUGGGCAGCAUCAAUGACUUCUCAAGGAAAACCAAGAUAUAUUUGGUGCUGCCUGUCGUUUUCUUGGAUGCAUCAUUUAUUUUGUGGAUAUUCUCAUCAUUAUCUAAGACACUGGAAAAAUUGCAGAUGCGGAAAAGCAUGGCAAAACUUGAACUUUAUAGAAAGUUUACCAAUUCCCUUGCAAUUUUUGUGCUUCUUUCCCUUGCUUGGGUUGGCUAUGAGGUAAUGUAGUUUCAAGUUCUGAAUACAAAAAUGGUGUACAAAUACAUGAAAUGUGGCUUGUCUAUGAGAUCCCUCUCCUAUGAUAUUGGUGUUAGGGGAGUAUAGUAGUCUUCUUCUGUAUGUAUUCUUCAUAUAGUAUUCUGCACUUCAAAAUGAUCUUCCCGAGUAGAGACGAAGCUAGCAUUUUGAGGUUAUGAGUUCUGGAUUCUAGAAAAUACAACUUACUGAAUUCUUGGCCAAAGCUACUUCAUUCUACUGAAUCCGUGGACAAGCUUGUAGCUCUGCCUCUGCCUCUGCCUCUGCCUCUGCCUAUUCUUGAAGCUAAGUUUAUUUUUUUUUCCCAGGUGUAAAGAAUUAGUAGCCAUUUUGGAGUGAGACGUGCUUAAAUGAAAUGACAUAAUCGUUCAAGCCUUUUAUAUCCGACCUCCCAACUUGCUUGGUUGGAGGCAUAGUCAUUGUUCUAGAGGCUUUAAUAGCCAUUUUCUAUGUUACUUGACUUUUCAAAAUUAUUGUUGUUGCAGCCAUAUUGGACACGCAACCGGUGAUGUUUUUGAAAAGUUCGAGCAAUAUAGCUUUUCCUUGGCCUAAAGUUUAAAUUCGUGUUACCUGUAUCAAUGGUCUAAUAUCAAACAAAGAUGUUCAGAAUCCAAAUUGUGCUCUUAAUGGGGACGGACAAUAUUUAUGUAUUUUACUUCGAACAAUCUGGAAUAAUAAAGUGUGCAUCAGGUCAUUUUAUAGUUUGUUUGAACUCUUAAAAUCAAUUUUUCAUUAAUCUACAGAAUGGUUUGUCCUAGAUUUCCUGAAAAACUUAAAACAUCUUUAGUACCAUUUUGUAUGUUAAACAAAGUGUUUUAGUGCCUUUGAUCAUAGUUCUUAAACAAUUUGUCUGUUUGAUAUGUAAAAUACUCAACUGCGAAAACCGUGAUAAAUUGUUUGAUUAGUUCCAGUAGAAGAAUUACAGUCCAAAUAUUGUUUAUGUAGAAGCAUCAUUACCAUUUAUAUUGAUGUCUUAUACUUUGUUUUAGUUGCAAGAUUCUAAAUACAAGGAAACUAAUUUCUUUCUAGCUGCAUCUAUGUAGCUUUUACCAUAAUAUUAUCUUUUACGAGUCAUAGUAUUGCUUUGGUAGUUUCUUGUCCUUAGAUUUUUGUUACUCUCCGUUGUUCCAUGUACCUCGAUUAUCGUACUGUAAUUUCUGUUUCUGUUAGUAUCUAUUAUUUUUGUUGUUAUCUAAUGUUUCUUGUACUUCUAUUACUCCUUUUUCGGGAUUGGUUUUCCUUGAGUCUUGAGGGUCAAUUGGAAACAACCUUUCUGCUUCUAAGGCAGUGGCUGGGUAAGGUCUGCGUACAUACUGUCAUUCUCAGACCCCGCUUUGUAGGACAACAAUGGGUUGGUCCCCAUGUAAAACAUAUUCUUGCUGUUAGUGCAAAAGCAAAUCACUUGCGACGCGAUAUAGUUCAGCCGGAGUAGUACCAAGCAAUCUUUGAAGAAACGUUUGAGCAAUUGAUGUUAGAGGUGAAUUUUGUUCAACUUUUCUUUACUAAGUCAGUCUCCAUCAAUGCCUGUUAUGCUAUAUAUUGAUAUUGCAUACCAAGAACUCUGUAAUGAUGUACCUAAAAUUCGCGUGCAGUCUAAAAUAAGUUUCCUUACUCUCAA
This is a messenger RNA of Solanum dulcamara, 6072 nucleotides long. RefSeq names its product putative pentatricopeptide repeat-containing protein At1g13630. Gene Ontology annotation, molecular function: protein binding. The record is from RefSeq and is a predicted model, not a curated record. Bases 169 to 2661 code for a protein of 830 amino acids. NCBI's taxonomy places the organism in Eukaryota, Viridiplantae, Streptophyta, Magnoliopsida, Solanales, Solanaceae. The transcript is spliced from 11 exons.